GCAAACACCUGGAGCACUUGUUUCAAGUCCCAGCCCUGUCAUGGGAACAGUUUCUAUGCUUGUCCCCAUACCAAAAGUCACAAAAUUGGAACUGAUAUUUAAAGAUAUAAUUUAUAUGGCCGGUGACACAGUCAAUGGGAGAGUAAUCUUGGAGUUGAAUGAUCCUUUGUACCUUUAUUCGGUGAAACUGAAGAUAUCAGGCAAAGGAUUUGUGGAGUGGAUUGGGGAAUCCGAUGCGAGUCUAGAAUACAACAGGAAAAUCCACUGCAGUAAUAAAGAAGAUUAUAUUCAUCACACCGUCACAUUGUGGGGAGCAGAUUAUGAUGCGGAAGGAUUGGAACAGGUCCUUCGAGAAGGCACACAUGACUUCCAAUUCAGCUAUAAACUAGACAAUUCUCUUCCAUCCACCUUUACUGGCAAACAUGGCAAGAUCCGUUACUAUGUCCGAGCACUAUGCACAGCCACCAUAGGAACCAUUGCGCAGGUGGAAAAAGAUUUGAAAGUACAGGAAGCAUACAACCUUAACAUUGACCCCAGUAAUAAGCUUCCUAUGUUAUUUUCAGUUGAGAAAGUCAUCUCAUACUGGUGCUGGAAGUCGCCAGGGAUUAACAUAAAUGUCUCGGUGGGCAAGAGAGGAUUCGUCCCAGGUGAUGACAUCAUUAUCACAACUGAAAUAAGCAACCAAACAGGAAGACACCUCCGGCUAAUAACGUACGCCAUUGCUGCUGAGAUCAAGUACAAAGCAUUUGUUCAGGAGGCCUUUUGUGACCACUAUCGGGAGUUAAUUGAGAAAAGCGAUCUGAGGAAGAUGGAAGCAGUAAUUGAGGCACCGCCUAAACAGAGCACGAAAAUUCUUGGAUCCUUACAGCUCCCUAAACCAAUGUUUAUCAGCGACAUGUCAAAAUGUAAGAUUAUAUCAGUGUCAUACCAACUGGAAGUAGCAAUCCCAAUUCCAACGCAUCGAAUCACGGUUAGCACUACAGCUCCCAUUAAGAUUGGAACAACUCUUGUCAACUUCACUCUGUAGAGCUGGACAUUGCAUGGUUUGAAUAUUAGUUAUUGAAUAUUAUUUCAUUGAAUAUUAGGGUUUGUAUUUACUUUAUACGGGAUGCAUACGUCAUGUGUGAAAUAGCGACAGAGACUGCUAAAUACAAGUAAUAAGCUUUUACAUCACGAUUUAAAAUAAAGAUAUUAUUUAAAUUUUCAGUUACAGUUCAUUACGUGAUGGAUGUUGAUGUUAUACAAACAUACAAAAAUGAAACUAAAAGACCAGCUGUCUGUCCAGUCUGCUCGAUGUUACCUGUGAGGCUGGAGCAUAGUGCUCAUUCCUCUUCAUCCCGAGACGCAAUGUUGUGUAUGGGGGGGAAAUCAGGUAUAGAACAGAAUUAAAACAAGGGAUAUAAAUUUUAGAGAAUUCUUUUCCAACCAUUCAUGACCAGGACCUCUCAUAUGUAAUCACUGCUGCAGUCAAAUAGUCUGAUUAAUUCACAGAGACAGACACAGUACGGGUAAUCACUGCACCAACCAGCAAUACUGGAAGUCAACAUGCCAUACAAAAUAAUGCAAUGAUGAAAGAGAAGGAACAGAGAAAGAAAGUCUAAGAGCAAUCCC
This is a messenger RNA of Leucoraja erinaceus (little skate), 1611 nucleotides long. RefSeq names its product arrestin domain-containing protein 5-like. Gene Ontology annotation, cellular component: cytoplasm. The coding region runs from base 41 to 1027 and encodes 328 amino acids. The record is from RefSeq and is a predicted model, not a curated record. NCBI's taxonomy places the organism in Eukaryota, Metazoa, Chordata, Chondrichthyes, Rajiformes, Rajidae. The transcript is spliced from 3 exons. Gene Ontology annotation, biological process: protein transport.